This is a messenger RNA of Cryptotermes secundus, 6216 nucleotides long. RefSeq names its product inactive rhomboid protein 1 (gene rho-5). Gene Ontology annotation, cellular component: endoplasmic reticulum membrane. The coding region runs from base 1774 to 5754 and encodes 1326 amino acids. Gene Ontology annotation, biological process: regulation of epidermal growth factor receptor signaling pathway; regulation of protein secretion. Lineage: Eukaryota; Metazoa; Arthropoda; Insecta; Blattodea; Kalotermitidae. Gene Ontology annotation, molecular function: serine-type endopeptidase activity. The record is from RefSeq and is a predicted model, not a curated record. The transcript is spliced from 19 exons.
CAUGACGGAAAAUGCGACGCUUCUGGCGCCUAUCGGAAGAUGGCGGGGGUAGUGCUGAGUGCGAUGGGGUCUGACAGUUGAAACCAGGAUCUCCAACAUAGUGAUGUUGCUAGUAUGGUGGCAGGGAACCUGUUUGUCGAAAAGGAAUCUCACCCAGCAGAGAAUUGUGUACUCAGAAGAGGGAAGCGUGUCGGACGAGACAAGUUCAGUUGCUUGCUUCUGAGUUUUUGUUGUGGUGACAGUGGGCCGAGCGCUGUGUGUGAUCGCCAGUUGUUGCGCCGUGUGAAAUCUGACGGAAACACCGUCGGUGUAAAUGCUGUUUGUUUUAGUGUUUUCAUUCCUUUUCCUGAAGCCUGAAGCACACGGAUGGGAUGCUUGUUGUUAUGUUCAGCUGCUGUUAGAGAAAACCGUUUGGUUUGUGAUAUCUGCAGCUUCAUUUCGGUGUAGAAUUGUAGUGCAUUUCUGCGGGCUGUGCGCCUCGCCGUCACAUCUGCCACCAUCUUGUAGUGAUAUUGUGCAAACUUCUCGCGAAUUUGUUCGGCGUGUUAUACGAACCGCGAUAGGUUUUAGUACGAGAGUCUGCAAACGGUAAAAUGGCUUUCAAAUAUCUUAACACAUAAAGAAGACAAAUUGGAUAUAAAUGAACAUUGUUGUUUCGUUGGUGUUGUUUCAGUGUUUAGUUGUAAUCACCCGGUUUCUUGUGGCUCGUUGUGAACAGGACGGUGUAGUGUUGUCUCGAAUAAUAUUGAGAGAUACAUAUGCAGUUCUAAAAUUACUUUGUUAAAAUGAUACUUAUCAGAGACAUGCGUAUUAUUUUCGUUAUUUCUAAUUCAUAACAAAAAAUAAAACCACGGAACAUUUUAAUUUGAGAAAUUUAAUCUCAUGACUUCACAGUUUCCACUUCUGGCCUACGGACUAACGAGUUAGUGAAGUACUAGUCUUUGAACUUGCGACAAAUACAGCAAAACAUCUUUGUAAUAAAAUUAUAAAUUGUGAAAGCAUCGAUUCAUAUUUUGUUAGAAAUAUGAGGUAAUUUUUCAAUUAUGUAUUUAUUUUUAACAAUUACAGCUGUAGAUUUAUGGGUUGGUGACAUCUUUUGAAGGCUGGGUUUGUUAUUUUCAAUUUCGAUAUAUGCAGAGACGCAAAAUAUAAAUUACUUUUCUAACACAUAACGAAUAAUUUCCAUAUGUGAUGUGAUUUGAAGUUCAAGUACUUUUUAAAGCAAGACGUAUGUUUCAGUUCCAGUUGCGGAAUGAUACAUGUUGUUCAACUGCCGAAACGUCCGAUAGCUUCACUGUUGUAACUAACGGACGUGUGAAUACAGUUACUAGCUCUUGGAACAUCGCCUAUUUUUAGAACAAAAGUUGUGGUUUGUUCUACUUACGAAGUAUCUCGUAUAAGCAAGUUAUCGGAGGAUAAAAAUUACGUAGAACUAAAACAGCAUUGUUAUUGGUCGUGUCGAGUAUCUGUGAGUGUGUGUGAGCCUAUUGGAUUAUCCCUUCCAAUGCAAAAUCGCCGGAUAUUCUGCUGCCCAAUCAGGACCGUAUAGAAGUGUGGCGGUGUUAGUUUCCCAUUGUCAUGGCAGCGAGAGAGUUGCUCCUGCCGUGAGAUGGCGUAGUGACGAGUGACGUCACUCGGACUGGGGGUCACGUGUCACACGUGACGUCAGAGGAAUUGGGCUGGAGCCGUGGUGGCGCUGUUUCCUGGAGAACGGCUUACCACACCGCCAUCCGGUACAGAUGUCCUGACACUGGGCAGCUCAGGAGCAGCAGGAUGACAGCUCCUGACGAGGACUAUGGGCGGCGGGAACGACUGCUGCUGCACCACCCCCACCAGUACCCGCCCCCUGGUCCAACACCACCGCCCGGGGCUGGAGAACGGUACAUACCAGCCCCAACGCCACCCCAGGGGGAUCGUUACAUCCCUCCACCAGCUCCAGCACUUGGCGAGCGCUAUCUUCCAUCAAGCGACCGUUACCACCAAAGUUCCUCGACGGGCGACAGAUAUCUGGCGACUUCCAGUCCUGGAGACCGAUACUUGCCUGCACCUGGAGACAGGUACCUGCCCGCACCGGUCGAGCGAUACCUUCCGCCCUCGGCACCGGCUCCCGGUGAACGGUACCUGCCCCCACCUUCAUCAGCCACACCAGGCGGCCCAGGAGACCCUUACAUGCGCCGCGAUCUGGGCUAUCACCACCAUUACCGGCUACCCCACCCGUCGUCAUACCACCCGCACCACCAGUACCACCCUCACUAUCACCACCAGCGGGCUCUGCCCCCCGCACCACACCACCGCUCGCUCAACUACCACCCCCAUGUGGUACCCUCACCGAACAGAGGCCAUAUCCGGUGCUGCCCUUCACCCAGUCACUACGGCCCUUCAGCGGACCCUCCCUACGUCCUGUCUUCGGCAGGAAGUCCGGGCAGUGGAUCUGCGUGCAACACUCCCUCGGCUUCCGGUUCGGGCAGCGGAGCAGCUUCCGGUGUUGUGAUGCUGGCUGCAGGAACCUCGAGUGGCGUCGCAGUUGGAGCGAGUUCGUCGUCCUCGUCCUCGUCAUCGGCGUCUUCAGCAGCAGCGCCGGCUGCAAGUGUUAGUGGAGGCGGAGCAGGUAGUACUCGUGAAUACAUGACGUCACCUUCGCCAUUGUUGCCUCAUCGCGGACGGACGCCCCCCUGUAGCGUUGUGUCUCAGCGGCUGGCAGCACAGUCGCCUUCCGCUUCCGGUAAUAACGUAGCAACUUCCGCAGCGAACGUGCCCGUUAUCGAAUACGUUGGUGCUAGCGGUGGGAGGCACGUGUCAACUCCUACACCACCGCCGUCAGCCAUAUUGCCGCGCUGUGGUAGCUUAAAUAGUUGUGAGCUGGGAAUUGAAAACCCUUUGUGUGGAAGUGUUGAUGGUGCAAGCAACAGCACGGUGAGUGUCGCCGGUAGCAGCCACCACCACCCGCAGCAGCAGCAGCCGCCCCAGAGGAGGAGUUGCAGUGGGGUGCUCGAGGCGCUGGACCCACAGGGCUCCACAAUGUCGUUGUGUUGUGGCAGCAGCCGCAGGUUCGCAACCCCACAGCAGCAGCAGGUGAACGCUGCUGUCAGCUCGGCCGGCGAAGUGCCGCAGUGUGUCACUAGACCAGAGUCCAGACAGUCCCUGGCUGCAUCUGCCGCCACCACUCCAUCUCACCCGCCCCUGCAGCACAGCACCCCGCACCAUUCCGCCGUCUGGCGUGCCGUGGGUCAGGGCCAGCAGCAGGGCCUGGCCCCUGCCCCGACAGGGACAUUGAAUGGCAGCAGCUCCCAGCAGCAGGAUCCCACACCUGAACCAAGCGCACCCGAGCCCUGUACAUCCGGCCCUCAGCAUGCAGGCCCACAAGGUGCUAGUGUGCCUUUGGAGCGGUCCAUUUCAGCACCUGCCUCAACAUUCCAUAGUAUGGGCAGCAGACCUGCACGGCAGGCACGACCGCCCCUUGGCAGGUCACUGUCCAGGACGGAGAUGGUCAAGAACUACAUCAAGCGGGAGACUGCUGCAUUCUUUGGUGUUGAGGAAUCAUCAGAAGAGGAACAGCAAGCCAGAUGGUUAGAUCGGCGGAAGAGGCUUGCAAUCAGGAAGUACGGCUCCCUGAAAGAGGAGUACCUUUCCCCUGCAACGUCACCACGGCCGCGCAGACAGCAUCAGCUAACAAGUGCCUAUGCAACGCAGACUCGGGACACAUUGGCAACUGGGCGGCCCGAUGUGCUGCCUGGAGGUCGAGAGUCACUUGAUGCCUCUGGGGGACACGUGGCCACCACCCCACAACACUGGGCUGAGCCUCCUGUUCGACGGAAAGAGUCUGUCGCGAGGAUGACGUUUGGGGGCCUUGCCUAUACCCUGGCUGCUUUAACCCGACAUCUCCCCAGGCGUGCCACUGCUCGACAGUUUUCACGCAGUUACCCAUCACCCACUGUGGCGCCCAGUUUGGGUCCCUCCACCCCCAUUACAGAUGAUGAGGUAUUCUUCACAGCACCAGUUGGUGCAGCAGCAGUUCCUGUCGUUGAGACGUCAUUAUCCAUGGCAGAUCAGCCAGAAAGGCCCGUUGAGCAUGUGGCCUUGGUGACAACUGACGCUGGUUUCAUGCAUGCUCGGGAACAGUACCCUAGAUCAUCAAAUUGGCGAAGACCACCUCUGGAACCAAGUGAUUCAGGACCUGAAGUCGGCUGUUCCCGCAUCUGGAGUCGAGUCUUGGAUCGAGUAUUUGACAACUCAAACAGACGACUGUAUGGCAUGGGAGUCGCAGGACGCAUCUUUAGGCGUUCAGUGAAGCAUUCUGUGGCAAACACAAAAGCUGUGCAGGAGCAACUGGACGAUAUUGAGGACCAUCGCCCGUUCUUCACAUAUUGGGUUACUACAGUACAAGUCCUCAUUCUCAUCAUAUCACUAACAUGCUAUGGUCUGGGACCAAUUGGCAUUCACCUCAACCAUCGAUCCGGACAGGUUCUGGUAACGAGUCUUUCUCUACAGCAGGUGGACUAUCAGGAGCCAGCAAAUUUCUGGAUUGGACCACGAGCUGCAGACUUAAUACAUCUUGGGGCCAAGUUCGCGCCGUGCAUGCGGAAGGACGCAAAAAUCAUCAAAGAGAUUGAGAAGGGAAGGGAAAAGGAACGAGAGACAGCAUGCUGCAUUCGUAAUGAUGAUUCCGGCUGUGUGCAGUCCUCCCAGGCCGAUUGCUCAGUGCGUGGAUUGAGACCAACGAAAAUAAUAUCUACAUGGAAAAAAUGGUCAGCUGGAGAUUCGGGGCCUGGGGGGAGAAUAUCUGGGUCGGUGUGUGGGCUUGAUCCCAAGUUCUGUGAGGCGCCUGCAUCUGUCGCACCCUAUGAAUGGCCUGAUGACAUCACCAAGUGGCCGAUCUGCCGUAAGACCAAUUACGUCUCACAGGAGGGCGUCCGCAACAAAGAUAAGACAGCAGAGCACAUGGUGUGUGAAGUGAUUGGCCACCCUUGCUGUAUUGGUAUCCAUGGCAUGUGUCGUAUAACAACCAAGGAGUACUGUGAUUUUGUCAGAGGCUACUUUCAUGAGGAGGCAUCUCUCUGUUCUCAGGUAUCUUGUCUGGAUGAUGUCUGUGGGAUGAUUCCUUUCUACUCACCCGAAGUCCCUGACCAGUUCUACAGACUCUGGACUUCUCUGUUCCUUCACGCUGGAAUAUGCCAGUUGCUCCUCACACUGGUGAUACAGUAUAUCUUCAUGAGGGAUCUUGAGAAACUGACUGGGUCACUGAGAAUUGCCAUCAUCUACAUGGGCUCAGGGGUGGCUGGAAAUCUUGCCAGUGCCAUAUUUGUUCCCUAUCGAGCCGAUGUAGGUCCUUCUGGGUCACAAUUCGGUCUGCUGGCUUGCCUCAUCGUUGAGGUGCUGAAUGUAUGGCCAAUGCUGAAGCACCCAAAGAGGGCAUUGCUGAAACUGAUGGCCUCCACACUGGUGCUACUGCUCUUCGGUCUUCUCCCUUGGAUAGACAAUUACGCCCACCUCUUUGGUUUCAUAUUUGGUUUCCUCCUGUCCUAUGCCCUCAUGCCAUAUGUCUCCUUUGGCCCAUAUGACCGUCAUAAGAAGAUAGUUCUUAUCUGGGUGUGUCUGCUCUUUUCCUUUUUCCUCUUUGCAAUUUUGGUCGUCCUGUUUUAUGUGAUCCCUGUGUAUGACUGUGAAGUGUGUAACAUCUUCAACUGCAUCCCAUUGACGCGGGAUUUCUGUGCCAGUCAGAAUAUCAAUUUCAAGAGGGAAGAACCCGUGGUAUGACGAAAGUGGGGUACGGUUGGCUGGAACCGUAUGUGCAUCUGCAGUGACCAUGGAUACUUAUGGUCGAACAUAGUGACAAAGCUCGUUACCCUGGCUGCAUUGUGGAAAUGGGAUGUGUUCAGAAGCGUCUCCUGUGUGCCACACUUCGUAUGGAAACCAUGCAGCUGUGGACAUGGACCACAAACUGAAAAUUUAAAGUACACAUAAUUUUUUAAGUAAAGAGACUACGUACAUGUCUGUUUUUUGUCAAAAUUAAUAAUGGGUGGUCAUCGUACUUUCUGCAGCAGUUGUAUAUAAAUUUGUUUUGUGGACCAAUAAUUACUGAGCUCCACUUGAAUGCGAGAAACAUAAAUGGCAGCUGAAACUUAUACAAGAUAUUGUAAAUACAUACUUGUCUGUUUUCCUUUGAAUUUCAUCGUGCAAUAAGAGGAAACUUGUCUGCGGUAACUGUGUAAAUGAAAA